AGUUGUCAGUGUGGCUAACAGUUGGGACGAAUGAAAGAAGAUGCUUGUGUUUGUAUAGCGCUGCCAAGGAGUCGUUAAACAUGUCUCUGAAUGGAGGAGGUAGCAGAGGGUUUUACUUCAACACCGUCUUGUCUUUGGCUCGGUCUCUGGCAGCUCACCGGCAGGCUCCAAUCGAAAAGGUCCAGAAGCUACAAUGUAUGUGCCCCGUGGACUUCAGAGGAGUCUUUCAGCUGGACGAAAGGAGGAGAGAUGCUGUAAUCGCUCUGGGUAUUUUUCUAGUAGAGUCAAACCUGCAGCACAAAGAUGCUAUUGUCCCGUACCUUCUUGGCCUGCUUAAAGGGCUUCCUAAAGUACAGUGGAUUGAAGAAAGCUCAGAGCGCAAAGGAAGAGAAACCCUUCCGGUUGCAGAGAACUUCAGUUUUUGUCUUGUAACGUUACUCUCAGAUGUCGCCCAGUGUGAUGAGACCGUACGAGGACAGAUCCUGGAGGCGAUCAUGGACAUCAUGCAGGUCCUGCUAGACAUCUGCAAAAGUCCAGAGGGUCAUGAUAAAGAAUACCUGUGCAGGUACACCGUACCCACCCUGCUGGGUGUUGCCCGAGCAUUUGGUCGAUACAGCAACACUGAUGAGUCGUUACUUUCUAAGCUGUUCCCUCGGCCAGUUGCUCCAGUGCCGUCUUCAGGUGACGAUGGCGAUGCUGUCCGCCGACGAUCCUUCAAUGACUUUCGUUCCAUCCUGCCGAGUUCUUUGCUCACGGUGUGUCAGGGAGACACUCUGAAACGUAAAGGUUCCUCCGUGUCCAGUGUGUCCCAGCAGGCCAGUCCAGAGAGAGCAGGUCUGACGCCCAGCUCCCCUGCUGAUCCAUCUGCACAGUAUUUUGAGGGCUCAUACCUCCCUGAUGGCAGUGCUGUGGACCCUGACUACUACUUCUCCACCAUAAGCUCCAGCUUCUCUGUCUCCCCUCUUUUCACUGGAAGCAGCUCUGGAGAGUUUCAUGUCCCUCUGGAUAUGCUCAGACAGCUCCUUCACAUGGUUGAACAAUUUGUUUCUGAGUCGUUCUUGAAAUCACUUGACGACACUUUGGCAGAACUUGUAGAGAUGAAUCCUGGUAUUCACCUCUACUACAAAACCUUCAGUGAUCCUCUAUAUGUCGCCAUUUUUAAAAUGCUGAGAGACACCUUGUACAAUCUGAAGGACCUUCAGACAGACUAUGUGAAGGAGGUGCAUGACUUUGUCCUGGAGCAGUUCAGCAGCAGCCAGUCAGAGCUGCAGAGGAUCCUCCAUGAUGUAGAGUACCUGCAGAGUGAACUGAGUCCACUCAAGCUGCGCUGUCAGGCCAAUGCUGCCUGUGUGGACCUCAUGGUGUGGGCUGUCACUGAGGAGCAGGGAGCUGAGAAUCUUUGUACCAAACUGUCGGAGAAGUUGCAGUCGAAAACAUCCAGUAAAGUCAUCAUCGCCCACAUGCCGCUUCUCAUCUGCUGCUUACAGGGUUUAGGUCGUCUGUGUGAGCGCUUUCCUGUGGUGGCCCACUCUGUCACAAUGUCGCUGAGAGACUUCUUGGUGGUGCCGUCUCCUGUUCUGGUGAAGCUGUACAAAUAUCACAGCCAAUACACUCCAGGAGGUGGUGAGAUAAAGAUCCAUGUGACCAACGAACAUUCUCAGUCAACCCUCAGCACACAUUCAAGCAAGAAGAGCCAGCCGUCCAUGUAUGAACAGCUGCGGGACAUCUCCAUCGAUAACAUCUGCAGGUGCCUGAAAGCCGGCCUCACUAUGGACAAUGUCAUUGUGGAAGCUUUUCUCGCCAGUCUGUCUAAUCGUCUCUACAUCUAUCAGGAAAAUGACAAGGACGCUCACCUGAUCCCAGACCACACCAUCAGGGCUUUGGGUCACAUUGCUGUGGCCUUACGGGACACUCCCAGAGUCAUGGAGCCAAUCCUGCAGAUUCUGCAACAGAAGUUCUGCCAGCCUCCUUCACAGCUCGAUGUUCUCAUCAUAGACCAGCUCGGCUGCAUGGUGAUCACAGGCAAUCAAUACAUCUACCAGGAGGUGUGGAAUUUGUUCCAGCAGAUCAGUGUCAAAGCGAGCUCCAUGGUUUACUCCACCAAAGACUACAAAGACCACGGAUACAGACACUGUUCCUUGGCUGUGAUAAAUGCACUGGGUAAUAUAGCUGCCAACCUUCAGGCCGAGCACAUGGUCGAUGAGCUGCUGGUCAACCUGCUGGAGCUUUUUGUCCAACUGGGCUUAGAGGGGAAGAGAGCCAGUGAGAGGGCCUCAGACAAAGGCCCAGCUCUAAAGGCGUCAAGCAGUGCUGGAAACCUUGGUGUCCUAAUUCCAGUUAUUGCAGUGCUGACUAAGAGGUUGCCACCAAUUAAAGAAGCAAAGCCACGUCUGCAGAAACUCUUCAGGGACUUCUGGCUCUACUCUGUGGUCAUGGGAUUUGCUGUGGAGGGUUCAGGUCUGUGGCCAGAAGAGUGGUAUGAAGGAGUUUGUGAGAUAGCGACCAAAUCACCACUGCUCACGUUCCCCAGUGGAGAGCCUUUACGCUCAGAGCUGCAGUAUAACUCUGCCCUGAAGAAUGACACCGUCACUCCGGCAGAGCUGAAUGAUCUGCGUAGCACCAUCAUCAACCUGCUGGAUCCUCCUCCUGAGGUGGCUGCUCUCAUCAACAAGCUGGACUUUGCCAUGUCCACAUACUUGCUGUCUGUUUACAGACUGGAGUACAUGAGGAUGCUGCACUCUCUGGACUCUGACCGCUUUCAGGUCAUGUUUCGAUACUUUGAAGACAGAGCAAUACAGAAGGAUAAAUCUGGCAUGAUGCAGUGUGUGAUUGCGGUUAGCGACAAGGUUUUUGAGGUCUUCCUGCAAAUGAUGGCUGAAAAACCAAAAACCAAAGCCCAUGAGGAGGAGCUGGAACGUCACGCUCAGUUCCUGCUGGUCAACUUCAACCACAUCCACAAGAGGAUCCGCAGAGUGGCUGACAAAUAUCUGUCUGGCCUGGCUGAGACCUUCCCCCACUUGUUGUGGAGCGGCCGUGUGCUGAAGACCAUGUUGGACAUCCUGCAGACACUCUCACUUUCACUCAGCGCAGACAUUCAUAAAGACCAGCCUUAUUACGACAUCCCAGAUACACCAUACAGAAUCACUGUCCCCGAUACGUAUGAAGCCAGAGAGAGCAUAGUAAAAGAUUUUGCUGCACGGUGUGGAGAGAUCCUUAAAGAGGCAAUGAAGUGGGCUCCAUCUGUGACCAAAUCCCACCUACAGGAGUAUUUGAACAAGCAUCAGAACUGGGUGUCAGGUCUUUCCCAGCAUACAGGCCUGGCCAUGGCCACAGAAAGCAUCCUUCACUUUGCUGGUUACAACAGACAGAGCACCACACUGGGGUCCACUCAACUGACUGAGAGGCCAGCCUGUGUGAAGAAGGACUACUCCAAUUUCAUGGCCUCCCUCAACCUCAGAAACAGAUAUGCUGGAGAGGUAUCAGGUAUGAUCCACUUUGCCCAGGCGGUCCGGGGACAGUCCGAUCUAAACCGGCUAAUGAUCAAGCAGAUGGGAGAGGCGUUAGACUCUGCACAGCCUGAGGCUUUCACUGAGGCCAUGUUCAAAUUGGCUGCCUUGCUCAUCAGCACCAAAGAGUGUGAUCCUCAGCUUCUGCACCACCUCUGCUGGUCUCCUCUCAAGAUGUUUACAGAGCACGGCAUGGAGACUGCUAUCGCUUGCUGGGAGUGGCUGCUGGCAGCACGUGUAGGAGUGGAAGUACCGUUCAUGCGAGAGAUGGCAGGAGCGUGGCAGAUGACGGUAGAGCUGAAGAUGGGCUUGUUCUCAGACGCUCAGGUGGAGGCUGAUCCUCUGGCUGCUUCAGAGGAAAGUCAGCCGAUCCCCUGCCCUCCAAAUGUCACUCCUCACCACAUCUGGAUCGAGUUUCUAGUUCAGAGGUUUGAGAUAGCAAAGUAUUCCAGUGCAGAUCAAGUGGAGAUCUUUGGCAGUUUGAUGCAGCGCUCGCUGUCUCUGAAUGUCGGCGGAGCUAAGAGCAGCCUCAACCGCCACGUAGCAGCCAUCGGACCUCGUUUCAGGCUGCUAACUCUGGGUCUGGCUCUGCUCCACUCUGAUGUCGUCACCAAUGCAACUGUAAGAAAUGUGCUGCGGGAGAAGAUCUAUUCUACAGCUUUUGAUUACUUCAGUGUGUCUCCAAAGUUUCCCACCCAGGGUGACAAGCGUCUCCGCGAGGACAUCAGCAUCAUGAUCCGUUUCUACGCCAGCAUCCUGUCUGACAAGAAAUACCUGGCAGCGUGCCACCUGGUCCCACCCGGUGAGCUUGGUACUACCCCAGCCCCGAGCACACUCUCUGCUGGGAUAUUUGGAUCGCUUAUCGUGUCCAGCACUUCUCCGAUAUCUAUCUUAAAUAAUCAGGACGCAUCUUUGAAUAGUCUGUCAGUGAUGAACGCUGCUGACCUCAGGAGCAACAUGGACUCCAGCGCUCGCUCCCAGCAGAGCAGCCAGGGAUGGAUCAAUACCUACCCUCUGUCGAGUGGCAUGUCCACUGCAUCCAAGAAAUCAGGUAGCACAUCCAAGAAGAGUAACAGAGGGACACAGCUUCACAAAUACUAUAUGAAACGCAGGACUCUGCUGCUGGCACUGCUGGCCAGUGAGAUUGAGCGGCUGACAACGUGGUACAACCCACUCUCCACUCAGGAGCUGGCCAUCGCCACAGAGCAGUCAGUGGAGACCAGUAUCGCCAACUGGAGGUCCAAGUACAUCAGUCUGACUGAGAAACAGUGGAAGGACAACGUCAAUCUGGCAUGGAGCAUCGCACCUUACCUGGCUAUGCAGCUACCAACUAGGUUUAAGAAUGAUGCCAUCGUAGCUGAAGUGACCCGACUGGUGAGACUGGACCCUGGAGCAGUCAGCGAUGUACCUGAAGCUGUCAAAUUCCUGGUCACAUGGCACACUAUCGAUGCUGACUCUCCUGAGCUGAGCCACAUCUUGUGUUGGGCUCCAGCCGACCCGCCCACCGGUCUGUCCUACUUCAGCAGCAUGUACCCUCCUCAUCCUCUCACCGCUCAGUACGGAGUUAAAGUGCUUCGCUCCUUCCCUCCAGAUGCCAUCUUGUUCUACAUUCCUCAGAUUGUACAGGCUCUCCGUUACGAUAAGAUGGGUUACGUUAGAGAGUACAUCUUGUGGGCCGCCCAGAAAUCACAGCUUCUCGCCCAUCAGUUUAUCUGGAACAUGAAGACCAACAUCUUCAUGGAUGAGGAGGGACACCAGAAAGACCCUGACAUCGGGGAGUUGUUGGAGCAGAUGGUGGAGGAAAUCACCGGUUCUCUGUCAGGUCCGGCCAAAGAUUUCUAUCAGAGAGAGUUUGACUUCUUCAACAAGAUAACCAAUGUGUCCGCCAUCAUCAAGCCAGUUCCAAAAGGAGAGGAAAGAAAAAGAGCCUGCCUCAAAGCUCUGUCAGAUAUCAAAGUGCAGCCAGGCUGUUACCUUCCCAGUAAUCCUGAAGCCAUAGUGCUCGACAUUGACUACAAGUCCGGAACGCCCAUGCAGAGUGCUGCCAAGGCACCCUACCUGGCCAAAUUCAAGGUGAAGCGCUGUGGGGUGAGCGAGCUGGAGAGGGAGGGUCUCCGCUGCCCCUCUGACUCUCUGGAGGAUGGAGAGGAGAAUCCAGAUGGAUCACGCAGAGUCUGCUGGCAGGCAGCCAUCUUUAAAGUGGGAGAUGACUGCAGACAGGAUAUGCUUGCUCUCCAGAUCAUUGGACUUUUUAAGAACAUCUUUCAGCUGGUUGGUCUGGAUCUGUUUGUCUUCCCCUACAGAGUGGUGGCCACUGCACCAGGGUGCGGCGUGAUCGAGUGCAUCCCAGACUGCAAGUCUCGAGACCAGCUUGGCAGACAAACGGACUUUGGCAUGUAUGAUUACUUCCGUAACCAGUACGGCGACGAAUCCACCCUGGCCUUCCAGAAGGCUCGGUAUAACUUCAUCCGCAGUAUGGCUGCCUACAGCCUCCUGCUGUUCCUGCUGCAGAUCAAAGACAGACACAACGGCAACAUCAUGCUGGACAGCAAGGGCCACCUCAUCCAUAUAGAUUUCGGCUUCAUGUUCGAGAGCUCUCCUGGUGGUAACCUGGGCUGGGAGCCAGACAUCAAGCUGACAGACGAGAUGGUGAUGAUCAUGGGAGGCAAGAUGGAGGCUACGCCUUUCAAAUGGUUCAUGGAGAUGUGUGUCAGAGGAUAUCUGGCUGUACGACCCUACAUGGAUGCAGUGGUGUCUCUUGUGACUCUCAUGCUGGACACUGGCCUGCCCUGUUUCAGAGGACAAACCAUAAAACUCCUCAAAGGACGUUUUAAUCCACAAAUGAGUGAGAAAGAAGCAGCAGCUUUCAUCAUCAAAGUCAUCCAAAGCUGUUUCCUCAGUAGCAGGAGCAAAACGUACGACAUGCUACAGUAUUACCAGAAUCAGAUUCCCUACUGAAGAUCUUGUGCUGUACAUCCAACGCAAACAUGAGGCAUGAGGUGAUGGAUGCACCUCAGCAGCCUGUCCUGACAGUCAGGCAACAGCGGGGCACUUUAAUGCUAAUUCUCCACUUUUAUUCCGCUUACUGUAAGUUUUUAUAAUGUACACCUGUAGUAUUUCGUCAUUUCACGUGGCAGUUACAAAAUGUUAUCUGACUUAUACCAAAAGUGGUAUCUGAAUCACCCUUUAAGUAUUUCCUCAAUGCUGUUAUUUAUUCCUCAGCAAACACUAAGUAAAGUGUCACACUAGAGGAGGAUGGGCAUAAAGGGAGCCAUAUUUACAGUGUUUGUCAGAGCACUUCUUAUCAUUGUUAUCAUUUGUUGCUAUGCUGUUAUCCACUUUGAAGCACUUUAUAGAUCGCAGUAUUUCAUCGGCUUCACCUGCCUACGAUCAAACAGUUACACAGAGAUUAAACGUCACAUAUAGAGAUUAAAACAAUCUGCAGUUUAAUCAUCUGAUCAAUUGAUUUUCAGUAUUUUUGAUUUGCAAAUAUAGAUGUUGUCAAAUAGAUCAAAAAUCAAUGCAGGAAUCAAUCAGCAUUUAAUCUAACAAAAGUAUUUAGAAAUGUAAACGUAUUUAGAGAAUCAAAGGUCGUUAUACUGUAGUCUGUACUGUAGAGUUAUUCAUGUAGAUUUAGAUCACAGGUGUUUUUUCUGUGAGUUACAUGUGAAAAAACAUUUAUCAGAAGACUUUAAAAACCUUUAAUUGUGCUAAUAUGAUACUUAUCCUCAUGUCACACCUCUUCGUGUCAGUCUUUAGGUGAAAUCUGUUAUGUGGAGGCAUUUUUCCACAACACGAACUUAAUCUGAACUUUUUAAACUUUUCUUUCCACUGUUUUACUAACCUGAAUGUGUUGGAUGUUCGAUAAAGACAAAAUAGACCAAAAAAAGGCACUUUUAUGCAUUGAGUGCAGCUGUGGAACAGACAACAAUGAAAAUGGUGGGUCUAACAUGUCACAGAGCAAAGCUGUUAGUUUUCUGAGGAGUAAACUACCAGAAAUUUGUUUAGUAACAGUUAUUUCAAGAAUCAUCAAAGAUUCUUCUGCUCAGAUACACUAUCGUUCAAAAGUUUGGGUUCACUAUAAAAUGUAAUUAUUUUUGAAAGAAAAGCAAUUUUUUUCAAUGAAUAUAACAUUAAAUGAAUCAGAAAUCCAAUCUAGACAUUGUUAAUGUGGUAAAUGACUAUUCUAGCUGGAAACAGCUGAUUUUUAAUGGAAUAUCUCCAUAGGGGUACAGAGGAACAUUUCCAGCAACCAUCACUCCUGUGUUCUAAUGCUACAUUGUGUUAGCUAAUGGUGUUGAAAGGCUCAUUGAUGAUUAGAAAACCCUUGUGCAGUUAUGUUAGCACAUGAAUAAAAGUGUGAGUUUUCAUGGAAAACAUGGAAUUGUCUGGGUGACCCCAAACUUUUGAACGGUAGUGUAGAUGAAAAAUACUCUUAUGUCUACUAGACAAUAGAAAAUAUUUUUAACCUGUUGUAGCUGGAACACUACAAAACUUCCUUGUCUAAUUUAUUGCCACACCUAAAAGCAUGCUUACACUUAGAAACAAUCAAAUAUGGCUGUCAGUGCAGUUGGUGAGUUUUACUUGAUAAGAUGUCUUAUAAUGAGAUCAAACGCAGAAAUUUAAAGCAAUUUGGUAAAGUCCAUUCAUCCAUUAUCUAUACACUACUUCGUGUUGCGGGAGGCUGGAGUCUAUCCCAGCUGACUUAGGGUGACUUAGGGACACCCUGGACAGGUCACCAGUUUAUCACAGGGAUACACAUAGAGACAAACAAUCACACUCGCAUUCACACCUACGGACAAUUUAGAGUUACGGCUUAACCUCAGCAUGUUUUUGGGAGGAAGCUGGAGAAAACUUGUGCAUGCACAGGGAGAACAUGCAAACUCCAUGCAGAAAGAUCCCAGGCCGGGAUGCGAACCAGUGAUCUUUUUGCCGCAAGGCGACAGUGCUAACCACUAACCACCAACCCAAUUUGGUAAAGUCUACUUAUGCAGCACUAGAUAAUCUAUUCAUAUGAAAAACAACUAGAUUCAAUCUUGGUUAGAUCUACAGUUUUGGCAGUAAAUUAAUAUGUAACCAAACUUCUAAUUCCUAUUGUGCCAGUUGUGUAAGAACAUAUGCCGUGUCUGGCUGGUUUGCACUUGCUUUAAAAGCCCUCCUGGACUAUUGGAUUACAUCUAAUCACAUUUUAAAAACAGAGGCAGACCUCAGUACACUGCAUUCACAAAAAACAAAAAUGGAGACCUUACUGUAAUUAUGAUUUAACCAUCAUAUAAUUACAUUUGCAUUGUUAACUUGAACUUGGUGUAAUUUCUCAGUUAUGACUGCUUGAGAACCAGAAGCAAUGGUUCUACCUGACUUCACGUAGCUGCAACAUGUUCUGUUUUUAGUUUUUGCCUAUAUUUGUUUACAUUUUGGAAAUACAGUAUGAUGUAUUUAACAGUUACUCUAACUGCUGUGUAUUUUCGGAUGUACUAUCACUGAAGUACUGUGAUGCUGAAGAUAUUUUGAAAAUCUAAUGAUUCUCAGGCAACGUCUAGAGUAUUCAAGUUCCUUUUUUAGUCUGUUGUACUUUAUCUUGUAAUUAUGAAUUUGUUUACUAAUAAGUGAGGUUAAGGUCUUAUUAUUUUUCUUUUGUGAAUGCAGUGCAAUUCCAUAACAACUUGGGUAACAGGUCAAAACUAUUUCUUUGUCAUGCUGUAGGUGGACAUGUUUAAUAGGGAUUCUAAAAACACUGUUUUAAACAACCUUCUGGUUCUGACUGUCUCUGCUCUGUACCAUUAAAUCAGCCCACUGGUUGAAAUCCUUCCUACAUCAUCCAGAAUCUGGUGGAGAACAGAGCAAUAAUUUAAGAUUCUUACAUUUUUGUCAAGAGAAAUGGUAUAGCAUAUAGAUUUUGGUGAAACUAGUGGAGAAAUUAGCUAGCUACAAUGAUGUUACAGGGGAAUGUAAAUAAAUAAUGAAACACACAUGCCAAAUACUUUCUGAUUGCUACCUAAACUCACAGCCUAAUUUAACUAGCUGCUAUGUUGACACUGUUUCCCUUCGUCCUCCUGACAGAACUUAGAUUUAAUAUAAAAAGCUAAACAGCACUACACCCAAAAUGUGUUUGUGGUUGGAGAACAGUGGAAAAAAACAGCUGGUUCUUGCAGUGGUAAAGGUCUGAAUGCAGCACACAUUCUGGACUCAGUGACUACAUGAGUUUGUUUUGUUUGUUUUUCCUUCUCAUGUUCUUUUGACUUUUUCUCUUUACCUCAUUCUUUUUUUCUUUGUCUCUUCCAUGCUUUUUCUUUCUCCUUAUUUCUUUUUCAUUUCCCUCUUUAUCUCAGUUGUGUUCCUCUCUUUGCUUCCUUUCUUUUUUCUCUUUACUUCUUCCUUUCUUUCGUAUUUUUUCUAUAUUAUGUUUUAAUUUCAGUUCUUAAUUUCUUUUCCCCCUCAUGUCUUUUUUGCUUGUUUUUUUUCUAAUAAAUGCCUGAAUAUAGGCUGGUCCAGGAUUCAUUGGCUAUUGGAAAUGUAAUUGUCCAGACUAAUGAAGUGUAUCACAGUACAUGUCUGCAGAACCCUGUUUGGAAACAUUCCUCUUACUAUCGUCAUUAUUAGUCCUUUGCAUCAGAUGGAACCUCUCGUGUUACCAAUGCAGAUGAUGAUUAUACCUAAAAAGCCAUUUCUCCUACCCUUGGUAGAAACACAACUAUAGUAAUACUUGACAAAAAUAACUAACUUUAUGCAAUAUAUCCAUGUAUAUCGAUGCUAUAUCUGUGUGUUGUGUUUAACAAACGAUGUUGCUACCAUUCCUUCAAUCCCAGUCCUCAUAUGAGAAAUGCUGCAGCGAUGUCUUCCUGUUGUUAUUGUGCAUCACUGAGUCGUAAACCUAAAGUCUUUCAAGUUCAAUGGAUGUAAAUGAGUCUGGAAAAUGAGGAGCUGUAAUGAUCAGAAAGCCAUUUUUAAUGUGGUGGUUUUCAUUCAGUUGCUGUAAUUUAAAUAUAAUAAUCAUCCCUCAUGUCUGUUGUUAUCUGUGAACCACAAAUGUUGUUCAAUCUGUGUGUGUAUGUGUGUGUUCGUAUGGCUAUCUCUGAGGACCAGUUUCAAACAUUUGGGGGAAACAAGGACGUUUUGUCUGGUUCUCACUGCUUGAGUGACCUUUAAAGGGCUGUUUAGGGUUCAGACAUGGUUUUAAGUUAAGGUGAAGAUAUCAGUUAAUGUCCUCAUAAAGAUAUCCAUAUAAAUGUGUGUCUAUUUGCUCAGUUUGUGGGAACGUUGUUUCACUGAUGAAAAUCUGUUUUUCUGAUAAUGUGUGGAAACUCUCAUUUCCAGAUUAAAUGUGAACAUUUCACCAGAA
Molecule: messenger RNA, 10845 nt
Organism: Amphiprion ocellaris (clown anemonefish)
Lineage: Eukaryota; Metazoa; Chordata; Actinopteri; Pomacentridae
Gene: pi4kaa
Product: phosphatidylinositol 4-kinase, catalytic, alpha a
Exons: 54
Coding region: 81-6464 (2127 amino acids)
Biological process (GO): phosphatidylinositol-mediated signaling; phosphatidylinositol phosphate biosynthetic process
Cellular component (GO): cytoplasm; plasma membrane
Molecular function (GO): 1-phosphatidylinositol 4-kinase activity
Source: RefSeq, a predicted model, not a curated record